UUUUUUUUACCUAUCAAAAGUUGGGGUAUGCAAAGUUUAUCAAAAAACUUUGCUAAAAAUUAUUAAUUUUUAAAGUGAAUAAAGUGAAAUAAAUACUAUUUUUUAUUUGAUUCUUCACUAUUAGAGAUCUUCAUUAAACAAUCAUGAGUCGUUUCUUUGCUGGUUCAGAUUCUGAAUCAGAUAGUUCAUCUGAGGAGGAGGUUAUUCAGCGCCCAGCAGGGCCAGCAAUAUUCACUUUUUCUGAUGAUGAAGAAGAAGUUAAAAGGGUGGUUCGUUCAGCAAAAGAAAAACGUUAUGAAGAACUUACCAACAUUAUUAAACAAAUCAGAAAUUUCAAGAAGAUUAAGGAUAUGGCAAGCAUGCUCAACAGCUUUGAAGAUCUUCAAAAAGCUUAUGUAAAAGCUGCUCCGGUUAUUACAAAAGAAGAAAAUGGCCAAACUCCUAGAUUUUUUGUAAGAUGUUUAGUAGAAAUGGAGGAUUUCAUUAAUGAAACUUGGGAAGAUAGGGAGUUUAGGAAGAAUAUGAAUAAAAACAACAGCAAAUCAUUAGCUUCCAUGCGUCAAAAGCUAAGAAAAUACCUUAAGGAUUUCGAAGAUGAUAUUGCUAAAUUUAGAGAAACUCCUGAUCAGCCAGAUGAUGAUGAGGAGGAGGAGAAAAAUGAAGUCAAGGAAGACUCUGAUGAUGAACCACCCUCAAAGAAUCAGUUUGUUAAAACUCCAGCAGCUGCUUUCCAAGCCACAAAGCAGGUUGACUCUGAUUCUGAUUCAGAUGAGUGGCCAUCAGAUUCUGAAUCCAGUUCUGAUACAUCUGACGAAGAUGGAAAGUAUAACAGGAAGAGAUUCUUCAAAAAGAAGGAUGGCGAUGAAGAAAAAAAAGAGAAAAAAGAAGAAAAACGCAAAGAAAGAAAAGAAAAGGAAAUUAGAAAGUUGAGAAAACAAGCUGAAGAUGAAGAUGGCGAUGGAGAAGGUUGGGAAAAAGUUAAAUAUGGCAUUGCUAUACCUAGUGAAAAACCCAAAAUGUUUGCAAAGGACGCCGAAAUCGACCUGAAUCUUGUCAUUAAGAAACUAAGUGAAAUCAUGGCAGCCAGAGGUAAAAAGCGUACUGACAGAAGAGAGCAAAUCGAAUUGCUCCACGAGCUGCAGACCAUUUCAGACCAGCAUAAAUUAGGUGCAGCCAUAUUUGUCAAAAUUAAGUUUGCCAUAAUUUCAGCCAUUUUCGAUUACAAUCCUAAAGUGUCUAAUGCUAUGAAGCCUGAACAUUGGAUAAAACUUCUGGAAAGAAUGCACGAGAUGUUGGAUAUUUUAAUGGAUAAUCCAAAUCUUGUGGUUGCGGAAUCUGUAACUGAAGAAAAUGAAAGUUUAGAAGAGGCACCUUUUAAGAUAAGAGGUUGUGUCCUUACUUCUGUGGAGCGUCUUGACGAUGAGUUCACAAAACUUCUCAAAGAAUGCGACCCACAUUCUAAUGAAUAUGUUGAGCGUCUAAAAGAUGAGUCUAAAGUAUCAGUCAUUAUUGAUAAAACCAUGAAGUACCUGGAAAGGUCUAAUGUUCCUUCUGAACUGUGCCGAAUUUACUUGCGCAAAAUUGAACACAUUUACUACAAGUUCGAUCCCAGGGUGCUACAGAAAAAGAACAAUGAGCUACCCAGCGACAUCGUCACUUCAGUUCAAGAAAUGAACAGACUCUGCAAAUUCAUCUACGCAAAAGACAACACCGACCGGUUGAGAACCAGAGCCAUUUUGUCUCACAUUUAUCAUCACGCUCUGCACGAUAAUUGGUUCCAAGCCAGGGACUUGGUUCUGAUGUCUCACUUGCAAGAAACCAUUCAGCAUUCCGAUCCCAGCACUCAAAUUUUGUACAAUCGUAUGAUGGCUCAUCUUGGACUUUGUGCUUUUAGGCACGCCAACAUCAAGGAUGCUCAUAAUUGUUUGGUGGAUCUUAUGAUGACUGGCAAACCCAAAGAGUUGUUAGCACAGGGUCUUUUGCCACAAAGACAACACGAACGUUCCAAGGAACAAGAGAAAAUCGAAAAACAACGUCAAAUGCCGUUCCACAUGCACAUCAACUUGGAACUGCUGGAAUGCGUUUAUUUGGUGUCUGCAAUGUUGAUCGAGAUCCCAUAUAUGGCGGCUCACGAAUUCGAUGCUAGACGCCGCAUGAUUUCCAAAACGUUUUACCAGCAACUGAGGUCUUCAGAGAGGCAGAGUUUAGUUGGUCCACCGGAAAGCAUGAGGGAACAUGUGGUGGCUGCUGCUAAGGCUAUGCGGAACGGUAACUGGUCAGCAUGCAAUAAUUUCAUUAUCAAUGAAAAGAUGAACGCGAAAGUUUGGGAUUUGUUUUAUCAAGCUGAUUCUGCUAGGGCAAUGUUGACUAAAUUAAUCAAGGAAGAAUCAUUGAGAACUUAUUUGUUCACUUAUUCCCACGUCUACGAUUCCAUUUCAAUGUCGACUCUGUCUGAAAUGUUUGAACUGGAAAAACCUGUUGUCCACUCGAUCAUUUCCAAAAUGAUCAUCAACGAAGAAUUAAUGGCUUCCUUGGACGAUCCUACUCAGACUGUAGUGAUGCACAGGAGCGAACCGUCAAGGCUGCAAUCUUUGGCCUUACAACUCGCUGAUAAAAUUAACAACUUCGUCGAUUCCAAUGAGAGGAUUUUGGAAACGAAACAGGGCAACUUCUUUUUACGUGGUGGAAAUCAGGGCAACUUCCGAGGCGACAGGCAAAACUACAGAGGCAACAAUCAGAAUUGGGACAGGCGUCGUGAGCGCGAACACAGGAACAAGGAAAACUAUUAGGAAAAUCAUAAUUUUGUACUGUUUAUGCGUUUGUGUCUUUGUAAAAGUUGCCCCCCUACCACGUAUUUUAUUAAUUUAACAACAUGGUCUUCUAUUUUCCUAGUUUUAGGGUAAUAGGAGUCAAAAUUAAUAAAUAUAACGUUAUAUUGGA
This is a messenger RNA of Ceutorhynchus assimilis (cabbage seed weevil), 2940 nucleotides long. NCBI's taxonomy places the organism in Eukaryota, Metazoa, Arthropoda, Insecta, Coleoptera, Curculionidae. The record is from the annotation of a GenBank genome assembly.